AUGGCUGAAGAUAUGGAUAGUGCUGAUACGCAAGUUGGUGAUGUUGAUUCAUCGCUGAAUGCCUCUCUUCCCGAACCAAGCAAGGAAUCGUCACGGGAAACAACACCAGAAAGUGUACCGACAAAUGACCAAUCAGAUCGUCCCAAACCUAAGAAGAGACUUACACUCCAAGAAAGAUUAGCUCAAGCAGCUAAAGGGAAAAAGAAGCCUUCUUCAACAACCCCAACCUCAUUGUCACGUACCACUAGCAAUGAAGAUCAGAAACCAGAUUUAGACUUGCAAAUGGAAAUCGAAAGAUUAAAGCUAGAAAACUCUGCAUUGACCAAGAAGUUAAACCACAAAUCAAACUUUGAUAAAGAAAGAAACGACUUGAUUGCCAAACUUGCUUCCAAAGAUGAAACCAUUGAACAACUUCGCAAAGAAGGCGAAGCACUAUCAUUAAAGGAACUCAAGCUAAACGAGUCCAUUAAAAAGCUCAAGCUUGCAAACCAGGAUUUAGAGGAAAAUAUCCGUGAUUACAGUGUGAAAAGUGAAGAGUCGUCUAUGAAAUUAGAAGAGUUGACUGAUUUUUUGAAAACCCAUAAGUUUAAAACCAUAGAUCAAGUUGUCAGCAAGUAUGAAGAGGUGGUUAAGGAAUUGGAGGUAGCAAAAGCUGGUCUAGAAAACUCACAUACUUGGGAGACAAAGUACAACGAACUAGUAGUUUCUCAUGAAGAAGCCAAUGCCGCCAAAAAGGAACUACUUAAAGAAACCAACGAAGUUAAGAUAGAAUUGAACAUGCUUAAGCGACAGCACAAACUUGAAAUUGAAUCCAAAAAUGCUACUAUAAAAGAAUUGAAGUCACAAAUGUCUGCCUCCAAACAGAGUUUUGCACAAGAGAUUUCCCGUCUUGAAGAUAAGAUCGAGACUCUCAGGUUGGAAAAUGAAUCGAACGAAACCGUUUCUGAAAAUGUGAAUGAAGAUGGCAAAGUUGAUUUUGACGAGUUUAGUAAACUUUCUGAAGCACACCGUAUUCUUCAAAAACAGUAUUUGUCUUCACAGGAAAAUUGGAAGGCUAUUGAAUCGAAUUUAUCCCUCAAAGUUGACAAUUUAUCAUCUUCUGUGGAGUCAUUAAAGAAAUCCAAACACAAAUUGACACAAGACUUGGCCAAAGUGAAUAAUUCCAUGCACUUGCAAUUAAAGGAGAUGGAGAAACUUGAACAGGAUAAAAUUAAGUUGCAAGAAGAAAGGAAUCAGCUUCAGUUGACGGUGGAGAUGAAAGAAAAUGAAAUUGUCGAGAUCACCGAAAAGUUUGAAAAGUUCAAAGGCAUAUACAAUCAAGAGAGAGCUGCACUCAAUUCCAAGAUUCAGAGUUUGAAUGACAAAAUAAAGGAGGAGAAGCGACCAGAGCGAUUAAAUCUAAUUCGAGACAACUCAGUUAGUUCAGGGUUUAGUUGGGAUAACGAAAUCAAAUUGGGCGAGUCUUCAACCACACCUGCAAUAAAUAGAGACUUUUCUACAUUCCUCGACAGGAACAUUUCGCUGAGUUCGUUCACUGAGAUAGGCGAUGACAUUGAUGAUCGCGAGCAGUAUUCGUUUACUGGCCAACUUGCACCACCAGUUGGAGGUGGAGUGCCUGCUUCCUCGCACAGCAAUAACAUCCAGUUGGUUAAUAAAAUGAGUUCCAAUAUCAGACGCUUAGAGAUUGAGCUUAACACCCUUAAAGACGAAUACUCCAAAAUAUCCACUGAAAAGGAAAAAGUUGAACAGGAGUUGUUGGAGAGUUUAAAACUAACAGAUGAAAUCAAGUUGUUGCAUUCAGAGCUUGAUUCGUUGAAAUCGGUCAUCAAGGAUAAAGAAAUACAAGAACAAAGAAUGUUAGAGCUAAUAGGUGAAAAGUCUGAACAAGUUGAAGAACUUAAAGCAGAUGUAGUUGACUUAAAAGAGUUGUGUAAAUUACAGGUACAACAAUUAGUAGAGCAGAGUAGUCGUGUAUAA
This is a messenger RNA of Candida albicans SC5314, 1977 nucleotides long. RefSeq lists its product as uncharacterized. NCBI's taxonomy places the organism in Eukaryota, Fungi, Ascomycota, Pichiomycetes, Serinales, Debaryomycetaceae. The record is from RefSeq and is a predicted model, not a curated record. The transcript has a single exon. Gene Ontology annotation, cellular component: Golgi apparatus; endoplasmic reticulum. Bases 1 to 1977 code for a protein of 658 amino acids.